This is a messenger RNA of Debaryomyces tyrocola, 648 nucleotides long. NCBI's taxonomy places the organism in Eukaryota, Fungi, Ascomycota, Pichiomycetes, Serinales, Debaryomycetaceae. The record is from the annotation of a GenBank genome assembly.
AUGAUGGAAGCGUUUGGGGGUACGUUAAAUCCGGGUUUGGCACCUCCUCCAAUGCACAACUUGGCCAAUCCAGCAUCAUUAGGAUUAUCGGGAUUAGCGCUCACUACAUUUGUGCUUUCGUUGAUAAACUGCCGUGCCAGAGGAGUGACGAGUCCAAACAUUGUUGUCGGUAUUGCAUUCUUCUACGCGGGAGCUGUGCACUUGGUUGCUGGGAUGUUCGAGAUAGCACUGGGAAAGACCUUUGAUGGUGUUGCAUUGAGUUCUUAUGCCGGCUUUUUGGGCGGAUGGGCUGCUUUGUACGUGGAUGGUUUUGGAAUUGCGUCUGCGUACAAGGAUCCCACCGAGUUUAGGUACGCGGUGGGUAUAUUCUUUGUGGGGUGGUUCAUCUUCACGUUCUUUAUGAUGUUGAUGACCUUGAAGUCCACGGUAGGCUUUUUCUCGAUGUUUUUCUUCCUUUCAUGUAUGUUCUUGCUAUUGGCAAUUGCCGAGUUUAAGACUGAUGGUGAGUCUUUGCGCACAGCGGGUGGAUUGUUAGGAGUUCUUACUACAUUUGCAGCAUGGUACAACGCUUAUGCUGGUAUUGCUGACAGUCAAAACAGUAAUAUCACGGUCAAGGCAAUCCACAUACCAGACUUACAAGCCAAAUAG